AUGUCUCUCUUCCAAGUACGUGAAUGGUGGCGUGUUAAAGGUGAAGAAGAUGAAGAAUAUACAUUUGGUGGAUUAGUACUUGGCAAUGUUGAUAAUGAUCCAUCAGGACACGUGAAGAUCGUCACGGGUAGUUUGAAUGGCAUGUUACGAAUGUAUUGUCCAACCGAACGUGACUUUCGUAUUGAGCAUCUAUUGCUAGAAGAGAAUCUACGACGACCAAUAUUACAAUUAGCUUUAGGUUCUUUCAUUCCGAAUCAACGUAUUCUAGCACUUGCAAUUCUACAUCCAAGACGAAUUGGAGUUUAUGUUGUCGAAGGUAUUGGUGGAAAUGGAAUGGCAGCGAAUUAUUUUAAACUUGUGCUACGAUACGAACAUUUACUUGGUGUUGAUGGAAAACAUUUCACGGCUUUUAACUUCAUUUACGGACCUUUUGGAACCCAAAGUUCGAGUUUGAUGGAAAAAACGAUCCCACGAGAUCAUUUAUGUGUUCAAUCCUUAGAUGGACGUCUUCAAUUUUUUGAACAAGAUCGAUUUUCAUUUCUGCAAUCACUGAACAAUAAUUUCUUACCUGGAGCAAUAAUUUAUGCAUCAAAACUCGAUGCUAUUAUCGCAUCAACUUCGGACUUUCACGUUGAAUGUUAUCGAUAUCAAGCAUUAGCAUCUGCAUCUUUAAAAAAACAUUCCAAUGUAUUGAAUGAAGAGACUCAAGAAGAUCGUAAGAUUGCAACGUUUGUACAUUGUGAAUGGAAACUUAAUCUUGGUGAAACAAUUCUCGAUAUUCAAGUAACUAAAACUUCAAAUGAAGAUUCAAAUCCAAGUUUUGAAAUUCUUGUACUUGGUGAAUUUACAUUAUUUGGAAUUAAAUCACAAGGAGAAAUCUAUCUACAAAAGCGACUUGGCUUUUCACCGUCUGUCUUUCUUCUCUAUCAACAAGAUCUUUCAAUCCAAAGUCUUGAGAAUCUUUUAAUUGCUAGUCAUUCAAAAAUCUGGAAUGUUUAUCAAGAUAAAACACUCAUUUGGUCUGCAUGUGCUUCCACAGUUCCAGUAGCACUUGGUGUUGGUGCAUUUGGUGGAUUGAAUGGUAUGAUUGUUAGUCUUGAUGCAGAUGGAGCAUUACGAGUGAAUUAUAUGGGCACUGAUCCACCAUCUACUGCUGUAGUUGCACCUGAUACAAAAGAAAUUAAUUAUGAAGAAAUGGAUGAAGAACAUCGUCAAUUAUUGGGUGUCAUUCGUCGAGCACAAGGUGAACGACGAAUAGAACCAAAAGAUCGAGUGUUAAUUCGAGCUCAAAUACCAACAAUUCUUGAAAAUCUUUCAGAUCGUAAUGAAAAGUUCAAUUACAAUGGAAAUCAAAGUUCAAAUCUUCUUGGAAUAUCGACACAAUUGACUAUGCGGAUCUAUCUCACGUAUACAGGAACAACAUUUGUUUCAAAUGUCACGUUAUCAAUUUCAACACCUGAAAAUAUUGUUGCAAUGAAAUCUUCGUAUAAUAUUGAAAGAAUUGAUGGAAAGACAUCGACACCACUUUGUAUUUCUGUGAUCUUACAUCCAAAUGUUGAAAUCAUGCCAAGUUCAUUAGAUUUAAUCAUCGCAGCAUCGUAUACACUCGAGACUGGACAGCCACGUGUUUCACAAUAUCAUGUGAAACUUCCAUUCUGUUUACUUUGUCGUGUUGUACCUCCUGUCAAGUCAUGUAACUAUAAAUUUACACUUGAAACGAAUCAAGAACCGCUUGAACUAGUGAAAUUAUUUGAUGAAAUGUUACAUCAACCAAAUUGUACACCAGAAUGGACAAGUCAACUUUUAAUUGGAAAUUCCGGAACAAAUGUCUUAAGUUUUCAAUAUUAUAAUGGGAUUGAUGUCACAAUACUUGUAUCAAAGAAUGCUGGACGUUAUCGUAUCCAAUCGAAUGAACUUGAAGCACUUUGGAUGAUUUCAUCGGAAUUAGUUGCUCGAUUGGAAAGAUAUUUUGAUACUCGAAACGUGAGAAUGAAAGAAAGUGUUGAGACGUUGAUACCAUUGGAAAUUUAUUAUCAAGAACCACUUCCACUUGCAGAUUUCUUUGGGAUAAUUGAUGUUCACUUUAAUUUACGGAAGGAAAAGUUGGAACUUAUUGCUCAAUUGAAUGAUCGAGCUCAUCAAUAUCGUGUUAUUGAAAAACGAUUAUUGGUACGAUACAAAGAUCGUAACCCUCCAGUCGUACAAUAUUUGGAUGUUUUAUUACAUGGAACGUACGAUCAAUUACUUGCAUUGUCACACGAAAUGGAUACAGUGGAAAUCAAGUUACAACGUGCAGCGAAUCGUCUUGCGUGUUGUGUGUCGCUUAUUCUUCUAUUGAUUAAGUUACGUUUUCAUUUAAGUGAUGAAGAUGCAGAAGUAUUAGAAGCAUAUCUAUCUCCUAUUAUUAAUGAUAGUAAUUUGGUCGAACAAGGAUGGGAAGAGCGUACAGAUUCGGCCAUGACGGAAUUACUGCGUACACUUUUAGCUAAACAACCUCCGAAUAAAGAGUUAAAUCCCGUUGUUUUAACAACGGAACUUUCAAUUCAAGAUGAUACUAAGCGAUUGAAGAAACACAUUACGAUCGUCUGUGAUCGUCUUGGAAAAGGAGCAAAACUUGUAUCAAGUAAGACUAACGAGACGAAAGAAUAG
Plasmopara halstedii is the source of this 2649-nucleotide messenger RNA. RefSeq names its product bardet-biedl syndrome parathyroid hormone-responsive b1. Gene Ontology annotation, biological process: cilium assembly. The record is from RefSeq and is a predicted model, not a curated record. Bases 1 to 2649 code for a protein of 882 amino acids. The transcript has 3 exons. Gene Ontology annotation, cellular component: BBSome; membrane. Lineage: Eukaryota; Oomycota; Peronosporomycetes; Peronosporales; Peronosporaceae.